UAAUUAUGUUGCGUGAUGGAUAUCCCAAAGAUGAUUUACUAUCUUUCUCGCUCCAACUCCCUCUACAUAGCUAGUAUGUACAUCGAGAAACCAAAGAGAUCUUAGAGACUGCGAGAUGGACGUUGAACGUGGAAUCCCAUGUAUUGAUUUCAGUAGAGAUCCAACAGAUUUAGUAGAAGGAAGUGAUGGAUGGAAGAAUUUAUGUGACCAAGUUAGAGAAGCUUGUGAAAAUUAUGGAUGUUUUCAAGUAGUGUAUGAUCAAGUUCCAGUGAAACUACAUGAAGAACUUCUUGUGGGAUUGAAAGAAUUGUUUGAUCUUCCAGAUGAGACUAAAGAGAAAAAUGUUAGUUCUAAGCCUUACCAUGGUUACAUAGGAAAGGCUAAAGAGGUUCCUUUGUAUGAAAGUCUAGGUGUCCAUAAUGCACCCAACCUUGAUCAGGUUGAAGCCUUCACCAACCUUAUGUGGCCUAACGGAAACCCUGCUUUCUGCCAAACUCUGAACUCCAUGGCCAAAAGAAUACAGGAACUUGAAGGAAUUGUCCGUAAAAUGAUUCUUCAAAACUUAGGAGUUAAAAAUUAUUACGAUUCGCAUAUUGAGAACAGCGAUAGUGUUUUUCGUGUCAUGAAGUACAAAGCUCCCCGCAGUGAUGAUUCAGCGGUUGGUCUCCUGGCUCAUGUGGAUAAAAACAUCCUAACUAUCUUAUAUCAAGAUAUACAAGGACUGGAACUCCUCUCUAAAGAAGGACAAUGGUUUCGAGUGUUACCAAAAGCUGGCACACUUACAGUUUUUGCAGGUGAAGCUCUUAUGGCCUGGAGCAAUGGAAGAAUACAUGCAGCAAAACACAGAGUCAUAAUGCAAGGAAGGAAAGAUAGAUACUCAUAUGCAUUCUUUUCAACGCCAAAAGGGGGAGCAGUUGUCGAGAUCCCCAAAGAACUAGUAGACAAUGAACAUCCUUUACUAUUUCGACCCUUUAAUUACUUGGAUUUCCUUCGCUAUUUUCAAGCCAAUCUUCACCUUGAUAAUCCUCUUGAAAUCUAUGCAGGCGCAGUUUGAUUAUUGUAAGACCAAUUAUGUGUUUAACAUUCUCUUGUUUGUUCCAUUAGUUACGAGUAUAUCGUGUGCGGAUUUAAGAAAUGUGUGGGCAUUAGCCAUCACUAUAGUUCUCUUCUCGAUCCAUAUAUCUAUAUGCUGUUGUUUUUAAACAGCCCACUAGCCCAGUAGUGGAUUGUUCAAGUACUUUAAUGUCAUUUGAAAUUUGGUUA
Molecule: messenger RNA, 1263 nt
Organism: Papaver somniferum (opium poppy)
Lineage: Eukaryota; Viridiplantae; Streptophyta; Magnoliopsida; Ranunculales; Papaveraceae
Product: probable 2-oxoglutarate-dependent dioxygenase AOP1
Exons: 3
Coding region: 116-1054 (312 amino acids)
Molecular function (GO): dioxygenase activity
Source: RefSeq, a predicted model, not a curated record